AUGUCGUCCAACCGCACCCUCAUGGACUGGACCCCGGAGGUGCAUGAGGAUAUCCUCAUUGCCUACCAGAAGACAUUGAAGCCCAACCCUGCGCAGUUGGCUACCAUCGUGGCCUCUCUCCACGAGAUGGGCUACACCUUUACCGGAUCCGCACUCAAGUAUGCCUAA
Molecule: messenger RNA, 168 nt
Organism: Anthostomella pinea
Lineage: Eukaryota; Fungi; Ascomycota; Sordariomycetes; Xylariales; Xylariaceae
Source: the annotation of a GenBank genome assembly